AUGGCCAUGUUGUUCCAGUUCAUUUUCGGCUCUCCUGAACAUCUCAUUUGCAUCGAAAUCCGAAGACUUGAAUUUACCGACCCUGAUGGACAGAUUCUUCCACUCUUGGCCGUUGGAGACGCCGUCAUGUUUCCAAUUAAAGGACUUCAAGAGAACUUUCGUCAAAUCAAAGAUUUUCAGUUCAAAGAUGAUGACGUCAUCGUGACGACAUAUCCACGAUCAGGCACACACUUCAUCUGGGAAGUCGUCCACAUGCUUAAACGUGGCUCAGCAGAAUACAUCAACAGUGAAAAAGAAGCGGAAUAUCUGGAAAUGUUCUUCUGGAACGAUGUCGCCAACAAAUCAGACCGAGUUAUCAACAGCCAUUUAGUACCAGAGCUCCUUCCGGUUACUUACAAAAACCGGAAGUGCAAGUUCAUCCAUCUUUACCGAAAUCCCAAAGAUACUAUGGUGUCACUAUACAAUCACGCGAUCAAUUCUAAAAGUUACCUUGGAUAUGACGGGAAGUUUUCGGGAUUCUUCGAGUUGGCAAUGAAAGGUCAAGUUCAAGCUGGGAAUUGGAUGACAUUUGAACUCAAAUAUGAAGAGUUUUUCAAAAACAACCCCGAUAUUUGUGGCCUAAUGAUGAGCUAUGAAGAGCUCAAACUGGAUCCAAUUACCAGCAUAAAGAAGAUAUCCGAGUUUCUGGAACUUGACCGGGAUGACAGUUUGAUCUCCUCUAUCGCCGACGCAGUCUCCUUCAGUAAAAUGAAAGCCGGAAAGUUUGAACUCAAAUCCGAUAUUCUCAAAAACCGAGUUUCGAAUGAGCAUUACUCCAAGCUGUACAGAAAAGGCGUUGUAGGAGAUUGGAAGAACUGGUUUACUGUUGCCCAGAGCGAGAGAUUUAAUGAAGAAUACGAGCGUAGAAUGAAAGGCUCCACGCUGUUUAACGAGGACGUUCUGUUGGCGUAG
Molecule: messenger RNA, 951 nt
Organism: Liolophura sinensis
Lineage: Eukaryota; Metazoa; Mollusca; Polyplacophora; Chitonida; Chitonidae
Product: sulfotransferase 1C2-like
Exons: 6
Coding region: 1-951 (316 amino acids)
Molecular function (GO): sulfotransferase activity
Source: RefSeq, a predicted model, not a curated record